GAGCCGUGGGGCCCGCGGGUCGUUGCGCAGCCUCGGCCGCUGCUCCGUCCGGCCGCUGGGCCGCAUCUCCGGGGAGAUGGCAGACGCGGCGGAAGCCUCGGAGAGGCACUGCUGGGUCUGUUUUGGCACAGAGAGCGAUGACCGCUCAGCUGAGUGGGUCUGCCCCUGCCGCUGCAAAGGCUCCACCAAAUGGAUCCACCAGGCCUGCCUCCAGCGGUGGCUGGAUGAGAAGCAGAAAGGCAACAGCACAGGCAGUGUGAGCUGCCCACAGUGUGGAACCGAGUAUCACAUUGUCUUCCCCAAACUAGGACCCUUGGUGUAUUUCUUGCAACAAGUGGACCGAGUUUUAUCCAAAGUGAGCCCCUUCGCUGCAGCUGGCAUUGUCGUGGGGACACUCUACUGGUCGGCUGUUACAUAUGGGGCUGUCACCGUCAUGCAGGUUGUUGGUCAUAAAAAGGGCCUGGAUGUGAUGGAGCGGGCAGACCCCCUUUUCUUGCUCAUGGGGCUCCCCACCAUCCCUGUCAUGCUGGUGCUGGGCAAGAUGAUCCGCUGGGAAGACUACGUGCUGCGGGUGUGGCGGAAAUACUCCAGCAAGCUCCAAGCCCUGCAGGCCUUGCUGCCAGGGAUCAGCCGCCCUGUUCCGCACAUCCCUCUUGCUGAGUCGCGCUACCAGAGUGACCACCUCUCCAUCUCGCGCACGCUGUGUGGGGCCCUGGUCUUCCCCACCAUUGCCAACCUAGUUGGCAGAGUCACCUUCCGCAGGGUGAACUCCAGCCUCCAACGUACCAUCCUGGGAGGCAUUGCUUUUGUGGCCCUGAAGGGAGCCCUGAAGGUCUACUUUCGCCAGCAGCAGUACCUGAUCCAAGCCAACCGGCGCAUCCUCAACUUUGUGGAGAAAGAGGACAUGGAAAGAAGGAACUCCACUCAGCUGGAUGAGGACAGCGGCAGUGAAGCAGGGCUCAGCUAGGGCAGGAAAGGCACCCAGGCACGCUCAAGGGAUACACACACUGCUCCAAAGCCCUUCAAAAGAAACUGGAUUCCUCUCUGGGAUAGAUUUUAGGCCAGUCGGCUCCGCUCCCAAGAGGAAGCACUCGGGGCUUCGCUGCUGUGGAUUGCGGUGAGGGCGAGGUGCUCCAUUUAGGCCAGACUGGGCAAAGUCUGCUUCUUCUUAAGCUGGUGGUUUAUCGGCAGUCUGGCUCUUUGACUCUCUUCUGCCUGGUUGCUCCCCUUGCACGGGUCUGUGCUCUGAUCGCUUUGUAAACCAGGAGUUAAAUAAAAUAAGAGAGUCAA
Messenger RNA from Lacerta agilis (Sand lizard), 1290 nucleotides. Its product is annotated as E3 ubiquitin-protein ligase MARCH5-like. The transcript has 6 exons. The coding region runs from base 77 to 967 and encodes 296 amino acids. Gene Ontology annotation, molecular function: zinc ion binding. NCBI's taxonomy places the organism in Eukaryota, Metazoa, Chordata, Lepidosauria, Squamata, Lacertidae. The record is from RefSeq and is a predicted model, not a curated record.